Messenger RNA from Tripterygium wilfordii, 1470 nucleotides. RefSeq names its product RNA pseudouridine synthase 5. Gene Ontology annotation, biological process: pseudouridine synthesis. The transcript is spliced from 13 exons. Gene Ontology annotation, molecular function: pseudouridine synthase activity; RNA binding. NCBI's taxonomy places the organism in Eukaryota, Viridiplantae, Streptophyta, Magnoliopsida, Celastrales, Celastraceae. The record is from RefSeq and is a predicted model, not a curated record. Bases 143 to 1270 code for a protein of 375 amino acids.
GGAACUACGUCCAUCUCCGCGGGGACAUGCGAUAAAAUAAAACACGCAGAACCGCAACCCUUUUUUUUCCCUUUUAUUUUGUGAGUCGCCGUGGCUUGUGAAAAGUGGUCGGUGAAGUUGCUUUGUUCUUGUGGUCCGUACAAUGUCAAGCGACACUUGCCAAACAGUUGGUGGAUCUCCUCCGUUUCAGGUUUUCGGGCUCCCUUGGCCGGAUCUUAACGACGGACUAUUCUAUGCCGACUCCGUUUCAUCCUCCGACUCAGAGUUGAGGCUGAUCGAGUUCUACUCUCGCAAGUACAAGAAUUCUGCUCCGUUGCAAGGAUGGUUGCAGCGUAUACAGAAUGGACAGAUUACCGUCGAUGGAGGAGUUGUGAAAGAUCCAAAUACAGUUCUCAGAGCUGCUUCGGAACUAGUCUAUCACAGGCUACCUUGGAAAGAGCCAGAGGCACCGCACUUGCUUCAAGUGUUAUAUGAAGAUUCUGACAUUAUUGCUCUAAACAAGCCAUCUGGUCUUCAAGUUCUUCCAGGAGGACUUUUCCAGCAGCGAACUGUUUUAACUCAGCUCCAGUGGAGGGUGAGCAAGCAGGGAUCUUCCCUAGAAAGCCAGGAACCUCAUGUUGCUCCUGUACAUCGCCUUGGAAGGGGAACAUCGGGAGUGUUGCUUUGUGCCAAGACAAAGGUUGCAAAGAGUCACCUUGCUUCAUGUUUUGCAGAUGGAACAUCUCUCAUCAACAAUAACAGUACAAUCAACAGCGAGCUUAGUACAAGGAGGAAAAUUUCAAAGAUAUAUCGUGCAUUGGUAGAUGGGAUACUCCAGGAGGAUGAGGUUACCAUCAGGCAGCCAAUUGGGACGGUGCGAUACCCUGGGGUGGCAAAAGGGUUGUAUGUUGCUUCUCCCUCAGGAAAACCAGCUUUGAGCAUAGUCAGAGUCCUUGAAAGAGAUAUACAAGGAAAUCACACCUUGGUUCAGGUCAAGAUUGAGUCUGGAAGGCCUCACCAAAUUCGCAUUCAUCUUUCUUAUAUAGGGCAUCCCUUGCUGGGUGAUCCUCUCUAUGUUGCUGGUGGGCAACCAAACUUAUUUGAUUCUGAAUUUGCGGAUGAAAGUUUUGCACUAGAUGGGGGAUAUCAGAGACCUACGAAGCCCGUUCCUGGGGACUGUGGUUACUACUUGCACGCGCAUCAAUUGAUUCUCUCGCAUCCAAUUACAGACAAGGUUACUGAGAUCAUUGCACCCCUUCCACUUCGACUCCAAACACAGAUGGAAAGGUAAAGAGUUGGUCGGCAAUGUUUGGUGCAAAAGGUGGUAGGUUGACCGAUGAGGAGAAUAAUAAUGCCCUUCACGUCAAGUUAAUUACAUGGUUGUUUCUAAACCUAACAUCCGCAUGAAUGCAGAAUCCGAUUAUCUAUUGGCUGUAUGGUGGUCUUUCCCAUCUUACACACUAGUAAGGACCUUUGAAAAACUUGAUUCCA